GGAAGGACCCAGAAGGGAAGAAAAUCAAAAUCAAAACAAAACAGAAACUGGCCUGAGAUAUUGAAAGGACACAGUUUACAACAGCCUAGCUCUGCAUUCUUGACCACGUCCACACGGCCAUUCAUCUCUGGUACAUUCCUUCAUCAUUUCCAGACAGAUGGACCUGGACCCUGGCACUAGAGGUCUUGGCCAAGUGACUCACUGGUGGUCCCUGACUCUCUGGAAGCGGUCUGCGACGGUCUCUGAAGUUCUGCUAUAGUGAGAACAUGGCAGCUACAGGAACUGAAACAAAGGACCUGGAAAACCAUCACAAUGACUGCUUCAUCCAACUUUCAAAUCCAAACAUAGCAACAAUGAAGGAAGAUGUUCUCUAUCAUUUCAACCUCAGCACUGGCACACACGAUUUCCCUGCUAUGUUUGGAGAUGUGAAGUUUGUGUGUGUUGGUGGAAGCUCUUCCCGGAUGAAGACCUUCAUCAAGUAUGUAGCUGCAGAGCUGGGCCUUGACCAUCCAGGGAGAGAAUAUCCCAACAUCUGUGCAGGCACUGACCGCUACUCCAUGUAUAAAGCUGGGCCCGUGCUGUCUGUGAGCCAUGGCAUGGGCAUUCCUUCCAUCGGGAUCAUGUUGCAUGAGCUCAUCAAGAUGCUGUACCAUGCCAAGUGCUCCAACAUCACCAUCAUCCGUAUUGGCACUUCAGGCGGGAUAGGUCUGGAGCCUGGUUCUGUUGUCAUCACGCAGCAGGCAGUGGAUGAGUGCUUCAAGCCAGAGUUUGAGCAGAUUGUCCUGGGAAAGCGGGUGAUUCGCAGCACCAACCUGGACGAGCAGCUGGUACAGGAGCUGGUGCAGUGUUCCUCAGACCUGAACGAGUUCCCCACUGUUGUGGGCAACACCAUGUGCACCUUGGACUUCUAUGAGGGGCAAGGCCGUCUGGAUGGUGCUCUCUGCUCCUACACAGAGAAGGACAAACAGGCCUAUCUGCGUGCAGCCCAUGCCGCGGGUGUCCGGAAUAUUGAGAUGGAAUCGUCAGUGUUUGCCACCAUGUGCCGUGCCUGUGGCCUGAGAGCGGCUGUGGUGUGUGUCACCCUUCUGGACCGUCUGCAAGGGGACCAGAUCAACACUCCCCAUGAUGUGCUUGUGGAAUACCAGCAGAGGCCACAGCGGCUGGUGGGCCACUUCAUCAAGAAGAGCCUGGGGAGGGCCUGAGCCCUGUGCUGUUUUCCUCAGGAGAAGCCUCUGCAACUCUUGGGCAAUAAACUGAUUUUUUUUCAUAACA
Molecule: messenger RNA, 1272 nt
Organism: Arvicanthis niloticus (Nile rat)
Lineage: Eukaryota; Metazoa; Chordata; Mammalia; Rodentia; Muridae
Source: RefSeq, a predicted model, not a curated record